This is a messenger RNA of Chionomys nivalis (European snow vole), 2001 nucleotides long. It is a transcript of the gene Ccndbp1, whose product is annotated as cyclin D1 binding protein 1. Gene Ontology annotation, biological process: regulation of cell cycle. Gene Ontology annotation, cellular component: nucleus. NCBI's taxonomy places the organism in Eukaryota, Metazoa, Chordata, Mammalia, Rodentia, Cricetidae. The record is from RefSeq and is a predicted model, not a curated record. The transcript is spliced from 11 exons. The coding region runs from base 96 to 1163 and encodes 355 amino acids.
CGGAAGCGAGAGGUGUUUUCGGCAUCGGAAGUACAGCGACGGGGCGGGGGGCUCAAUGACUUAAGCGUCCUGGCUAGUACCUGUGACAGGCUGUGAUGGCGAGCUCGGCAGCCACAGUCCCUUUCCUUGCUCCGCCUCUGGAGCAGCUCCGGCACUUAGCAGCGGAGCUGCGGUCUCUUCUGCCUCAAGUGCGGGUCGGCGAAGCCCAGGAGACAACCGAGGAAUUUAAUCGAGAGAUGUUUUGGAGAAGAUUUAAUGAGGCAGCAGUGAACCUGUCAGAGGAAGCCAAGAUUCUGACCAUACUGUUUUCCCGACUUCCACUGCCAUCUCCACGGGAAACCCAGAGGAUCUGUGAGCAAAUCCAUGUUGCCAUUGAGGAAAUUAUUGCAGUAUAUUAUUCACUUCCUAAGGAUCAGGGAAUCACCCUGAGAAAGCUGGUGCGGAGUGCUACUCUGGACAUUGUGGAUGGCAUGGCUCAGCUCCUGGAAGUGCUUGUCUCUCCAUCUCCAAGCACCAAGAACAGUGACCUUAUUUCCUGCAAUAGUGUCUCGGUAGCAUGCCAACAGGUGCCUGAGAUUCCAAAAGAUAACAAAGCCGCAGCCCUGCUGAUGCUGACAGAGAGUGUGGAUUUUGUGAAAGAUGCACAUGAAGAAAUGGAGCAGGCUGUAGAAGAAUGUGACCCCUACUGUGGCCUCCUGAAUGAUUCUGAGGACAACUCUGACAGCCACAGUGGUGAGGAUGGUGUAGUGGGGCUUCCAAGCAACCGGGACUCCUACUGGUCAGAGGAAGAUCAGGAGCUCAUAGCCCCAUGCCUUGCAUUGGUGAAAGCAUCCAGAGCUUCCCUCAAGAAAAUCCGGAUCUUAGUGGCUGAGAAUGGGAAGAAGGAUCAGGUGGCCCAGCUGGAUGACAUCGUUGAUAUUUGUAAUGAGAUCAGCCCCAGUGUGGAUUGUUUGGUUCUGAGCAUAUAUCCACCUGUGUGUCACCUCACUGUGCGGAUCAAUUCUGCAAAACUGGUGUCUGUUUUAAUAAAAGCACUUGAAAUUACGAACGCCAGUCAUGUGACCCCCCAGCCAGAAGACAGCUGGAUCCCUUUACUCAUUAAUGCCAUUAAUCAUUGCAUGAACAGAGUUAAGGAGCUCACUCAGCAUGCAGCUGAGUUAUGAGCUGCCAGGCCAUUCUUACUCCUCUUUCUUCUGUUUCUCCUCUCACAGCCAAACUCCAGUGUCUGCUUUUAUUUAUUUAUUUUUAUUUUUUUCCCUGGUGUAUGCUUUUAGAAGUGGAGCUAUGACAGGGUGGGUGCUUGCUGAAUAGAAAGGGAGCUCCAGUCUGUAUUUCACAGGAGAUUGUUAUUAGGAUUAUAAGCUAGGACAGAUUGGCAGUUAUCUAUAAGUCAUAGGAGUGUGAUAUGCUUCUGUGCUAGACACAAAAGGAAUUUCUAUAAAUUUGUGCUCUGAGCUGUUUCUUGGAGAUUAAGGAAGUUGUCCUAUUUUCUAUUUUACAGUAAAGUAUAUUGUUUUAUUAAGAUUUUGAUGAUCUCAAUAAAAUGCUUACUUCUGUCAUUAAAUGUUUCAUUUAAUGUGUCUUCCAAAGUGUUAUUUAAAAUCUUUUAUUGUAGCCAGGCAUGUUGGCAUAAUUCUAGUACUUGGAAGGCAGAGACAGGUAGAUCUCUGAAUUAGAUGCCAGCCUGAUCCAUAUAGUAUAUUCCAGUACAGCCAGAGAGCUACAGACUUAGUCUCAGAAAGAAUAAGAACAAAGGAAAGAAACAGACUACAGACAUUGCGCGGUAGUUAGUACUGCAUAUACUAGUAAGUUAGUGUCUUAGUUAGGGUUUAUAUUGCUGUAAAGAGAUGCCAUCAAGACAGGAUUUCUCUGUGUAAUAGCUCUGGCUGUCCUAGAACUCAUUCUGUAGACCAGGCUAUGUAGCGCGCUCUGCACACCAGGCGCUCUGCGCACCACGGCGCUGUCAGCUGUCAUGUUCUCAGGGUCUGGCACUAAGCCCGU